CAAAAAUCAAACUUCUAGAAACGGUCAAACCACACUGCAUUCGCUUUCCUAAGCCUCUCUCUCUCGUACAAAAUUAGUCUUGGUGUGAUAUAUAAUAAUAGGCAAAAAGCAGAAGGAGCCAAAGAUUCAAAGAAGUCAAAGCAACUCACUAUUCAACUUCAAACAUCUCAAUUCUCAACCACCACGCAACCAAAAAAAAAAAAGAAAAAAAAAAAAGAAGAAGACUACUCAUAGAAGUUUCUAGUUUUCAAAUGAGGCUUUUAAUGCUCUCAUGAAUUCGUUAGUAGGCAGAAGAAACUUGAAAGGACGAGCCAAAAGAAAAACAAAAAGAAAACAAGAAAAAGAGUGAUGGCAUGUUUUAUUCCUUUCAACAAUAGGAAUUUGGAUAUAAGCUUCUUCGCCUUCAGGCCAACAGUUGUUCUUGUUGGAGAUCUUAUUGAUGCUCUAAAACACUUCUCUUUGUGCACUGAGACUCUUGGUUGUGUUCAAAGUUCUUUGAUUCAGAGCAUCCAUGGAAAUAUGAUCUUAUGGUACGGCGCAUGGCUUAAAAAAUCUUGUGAGAACAAAGAUGCACUGACCGUGACCCUUCUCUCAAUGUUGGCCAACAUAUCAAGCAUGGCUAUCCUAGUUGAACAUACCUUCUUUGGUUCAUAUGCUGGAGAUUCAAGAGACGGCGGGUUGGCUGCAAAGUUCUGCGCCGGUGACACAGUCUCGAUAAGGAUAGCAUCUCUCACUGUUGGCAAUGACAUGAAUGAUCUCUCUUAUGCCUGCUUAGCUUUGUUCAAGUCCAGUUUCCUAAAAGUGGAUGGUGUGACAUCUGGGGUUUGCCUGAAAUGCCAAAGCAAGCCAACCGUUGCGUGUUUUCUCGUGUGGAAGUCCCUCCAGUCUUGUUACUCAUGGGUUCUUGGCUCAAACCAAAGAAGUUCAAUACUACCUUAUCUUGAACGCUUUCCCCUAGAUCUUAAGUACGACAUUUUCCGAGUAGUCUAUGUCAGUGGUGACAAUGCACUAAACAUUCGGUUCUUCUCUCCUCGGCAAAUGUUCGAACAAGGAGGAGAAAGCAAAGAACAAGGGCAGGUCAUGUAAAAACUGAGAAAAAGAUUAGGAACCACUUGUGUUCUGGCCUUGUAAAUAUUUUAUAUUGGUCCUAUGGAUUGAAUACAUUCCAAAUUGGAGGUUUGAGAGAGAUAUUCUGUCAUUAGCAAUCUAGUUGAUUUGGUUAUGUCAAUCUCUAUUUGAUGAACUUGAGCACCAUGUCAAGCCACAUUACCAGAUCAAGUUGUUAAAAAACUAGACCAAUACUUUCAAUUAAUUAGUCCUUCAGAAAA
This is a messenger RNA of Morus notabilis, 1328 nucleotides long. RefSeq lists its product as uncharacterized. Lineage: Eukaryota; Viridiplantae; Streptophyta; Magnoliopsida; Rosales; Moraceae. The transcript has 3 exons. Bases 349 to 1086 code for a protein of 245 amino acids. The record is from RefSeq and is a predicted model, not a curated record.